AUGGAUCGGGUCACACCUGAGAUGCAACGGAGCCAGGAGAAGGAGCCCAAGAAGGCGAUUCUUGAGAUUCACACAUCGUGUCUUAGUGUUUGGAGAUCUGCUGCGUUCCAGGCAGCCAAGGCGCCCAAGGCCAAAGCCAAGCGCGCAGCGCCCGAGGGCGCAGCGUCAGUGGCCAAGAUGCCCAAGGUGGCGGUAGAUCCCAGCAAGGCACUUGAGGAGUUGCUGGCCGGCCUCCAAGAGCCUGGCUGGAAGGAGGCUUUGGCUGCGGAGUUUGACAAGAAGUACUUUGCGGAUAUCGCCCACUUUGUACAAGAGGAACGUGCUGCACUGACGGUUCAUCCUCCAGUGGACAAGGUCUUCUCUGCCUUCAAUGAGACCCCGUUUGAACAAGUGCGAGUGGUCAUCCUAGGCCAAGACCCCUACCACGAGCCUGGGCAAGCCCAUGGCAUGUGCUUCAGUGUUCCACCCGGCAUUGAGCCCCCAGCGAGCUUGAAGAACAUCUACAAGGAGCUGGAGACUGAUAUUCCUGGGUUCCAGAUCCCAGAGCACGGUUUCCUGCUGCGUUGGGCGCAGCAAGGGGUCCUCCUCUUGAACGCCACGCUGACGGUCCGUGAAGGGCACAAAGAGGCCAACUCUCACGCCAAGUGCGGCUGGCAAACCUUCACAGACGAGGUGAUCAGAGCGUUGAAUGAGAAACGGGAAGGCCAGUAUCGAGGGUGCAGCAUGUCGUGA
This is a messenger RNA of Durusdinium trenchii, 732 nucleotides long. The record is from the annotation of a GenBank genome assembly. NCBI's taxonomy places the organism in Eukaryota, Dinophyceae, Suessiales, Symbiodiniaceae.